GGUAUCCCCUCCCUCUAGUACUAUUCCAAGAGCGUGCCGACUGAGUAGAGUAGUAAUUUUCUCUCUUCAUUGACUGCCGCCUGUGGUCUUCAUCUGCUCCUCGUCUCCACUGAGCGCUCCCGUCCUCUCCUCCACUGAUCGAUCCGCCCUAUUGGUUAUCUCAUCCAGCCUCCCCGGACCACGCCCCUGCCAACUGACUGCCACAGACCGUGGACAUUUUUGGACUGAAUCCAGGUUGGGAUCGUGGGGCUCUGUAUCUAUCUAGUACAGAGUAGAGUACUACUGUAUUCCUGUGCUCCUCGUCUCCGCUUCCUCUCGGUCUCCUCCAUUGCGCUGCUGUUGCUGAUCUCGUCCAACCUCGGUGGACAUUUGGGGGUGGCGGUUUCCUGUCAUUAUCCAGAGCAGCAUGCAUCGAAGGAACUGACCCAGAUAGCGGCCUGAUCGAGUCAAGCGACCUCCGCCGCUGUGUCCGAGCCAUUCUGUUCUGCUCUGCCGAUAACGCCGCCGCUGUCUUCUGCUCUGUCGUGAAGUAUCAAAGGUUUCCGGUUAUUUUUCAGAGCCUUUGGUGCCCAGCCGUUGCUCCCGCUUCAUAGUUAUUAUUCUGACGACCAUCCGACGAGGACACCGCCGCUGUCUUCUGCUCUGCCGCGAAGCACCAAAGGUUUCCAGCUGAUUGAUCCAGAGAGCUCUCAUGAAUAUUGUCACGGGGGCCAUGGGCAGCCUGAUCCCCAAGCUGGGCGAGCUGCUCAUGGAGGAGUACAAGCUGCACAAGCGCGUCAAGAAAGAUGUCGAAUUCCUCGGGAAGGAGCUUGAGAGCAUGCACGCUGCCCUCAUCAAGGUUGGCGAGGUGCCGCGGGAGCAGCUCGACAGGCAAGUCAAGCUCUGGGCCGACGAGGUCAGAGACCUCUCCUACAACAUGGAGGAUGUCGUCGACAAGUUCCUCGUACGCGUCGACGGCGACGGCAUUCAGCAGCCCCAUGACAACUCCGGCAGAUUCAAGGAGCUCAAGAACAAGAUGAUCGGCUUGUUCAAGAAAGGCAAGAAUCACCAUCGGAUAGCUGACGCCGUCAAGGAAAUCAAGGAGCAACUCCAGGAGGUGGCUGCUAGGCGUGACAGGAACAAGGUAGUUGUUCCUAAUCCUACGGAACCAAUUACUAUCGAUCCUUGUCUUCGAGCUUUGUACGCAGAAGCAACAGAGCUAGUUGGCAUCUAUGGGAAGAGGGAUCAGGAGCUCAUGAGGUUGCUCUCCAUGGAGGGUGAUGAUGCCUCUAACAAGAGACUGAAGAAGGUCUCCAUUGUUGGAUUUGGAGGGUUGGGCAAAACCACUCUUGCUAGUGCAGUAUAUGAGAAGAUUAAAGGUGAUUUUGAUUGUCGGGCAUUUGUUCCCGUCGGUCAGAACCCUGACAUGAAGAAGGUUUUAAGGGAUAUCCUCAUUGAUCUCGGCAACCCUCACUCAGAUCUUGCGAUACUGGAUGCAAAUCAACUUAUUAAAAAGCUUCAUGAUUUCCUAGAGAACAAAAGGUAUCUUGUCAUAAUUGAUGAUAUAUGGGAUGAAAAGUUGUGGGAAGGCAUCAACUUUGCUUUCUCCAACAAGAAUAGUCUAGGCAGUCGGCUAAUCACCACAACCCGCAAUUUCGAUGUCUCCAAAUCAUGUUGCUUAUCGGCUGAUGAUUCAAUAUAUAAAAUGAAACCUCUUUCUACUGAUGACUCCAGAAGGCUCUUCCAUAAGAGAAUAUUUCCUGAUGCUAGUGGAUGUCCAAGUGAAUUUCAACAAGUGUCUGAAGACAUAUUGAAGAAAUGUGGUGGAGUACCACUGGCCAUCAUUACUAUUGCAAGUGCUUUGGCUAGUGACCAGCAAGUGAAACCAAAGCAUGAGUGGGAUAUUCUACUCCAAUCCCUUGGCUCCGGAGUAACCACAGAUAACAGUUUGGUUGAGAUGCGGAGAGUACUAUCUUUGAGCUAUUAUAAUCUACCGUCUCAUCUGAAAACUUGUCUACUAUACCUAUGUAUAUAUCCAGAAGAUAGCACCAUUGAUAAAGAUAGACUGAUAUGGAAGUGGGUGGCCGAAGGAUUUGUCCACCAUGGAGAUCAAGGGACCAGCCAGUUUUUGGUCGGAUUAAACUACUUCAACCAGCUCAUUAAUAGAAGUAUGAUCCAGCCAAUAUAUUCGGAUAUGGGCAACGUAUAUGCUUGCCGUGUACACGAUAUGGUUCUGGACCUUAUCUGCAACUUGUCACAUGAAGCAAAGUUUGUUAAUGUAUUGGAUGCCACUGGGAAUAGCAUGUCCUCACAAAGUAAUGUCCGUCGUUUGUCCCUUCAGAAUAAAAUGGAAGAUCAUCAAGCCAAGCCUCUCACAAAUAUCAUGAGUAUGUCACGAGUGAGGUCAAUUACUAUCUUUCCACCUGCUGUUAGUAUCAUGCCAGCUCUGUCAAGGUUUGAAGUUCUGCGUGUACUUGAUAUGUCAUACUGCAAUCUGGGAAAAAGUAGCAGCCUGCAGCUUAACAUCAAGGGUGUUGGACACUUGAUUCACCUAAGGUACCUUGGUCUAAAAAGUACUGGAAUCAGUGAACUGCCGGCUGAGAUAGAAAACCUGCAGUUUUUGGAGGUGUUGGAUCUUGGAAACAAUUAUGAGCUAGAUGAAUUGCCGUUCAUUCUUUUUAAAUGGAGAAGAUUAAUCUGCCUAAAUGUUUAUCCCUAUAAGGUGGUUCCAACUCCUGGUGUGUUGCAGAAUAUGACAUCCAUAGAAGUGUUGAGGGGAAUCUUGGUCUCUCUGAACAUUAUUGCACAAGAGCUUGGCAACCUAGCAAGGCUGAGGGAGCUUCAGAUUCGCUUCAAGGAUGGUAGUUUGGAUUUGUAUGAAGGUUUCGUGAAGUCUCUGUGCAACCUACAUCAUAUCGGAAGCCUAAGUAUUAGUUGCAAUUCCGAAGAAACAUCUUUUGAAUUGAUGGAUCUCUUGGGAGAACGCUGGGUGCCUCCUGUACAUCUCCGCGAAUUUGCGUCAUUCAUGCCCAGCCAACUCUCUGCACUGCGAGGGUGGAUAGAGAGAGACCCCUCGCAUCUCUCGAACCUCUCCGAGUUAUUCCUCACGUCAGUGAAGGAAGUGCAGCAGGAGGACGUGGAAAUCAUUGGGGGGUUGCUGUCCCUUCGACGUCUCUGGAUAACGAGGACCCACCAAACACAACGGCUGCUAGUCAUCUGUGCAGAUGGGUUCCGCUGUAUGGUAGACUUUAACUUGAAUUGUGGGUCAGCAGCGCAGAUAAUUUUUGAAUCGGGAGCUUUGCCGAGGGCAGAAGCAGUUUACUUCAGCUUGGGCGUGCGGGUGGCGAAAGAGGAUGGUAACUGUGAUUUCGACUUGGGCCUGCAGGGGAACCUGCUCUCCCUUCGGCGGCGUGUCUGCGUUUAUAUGUAUUGCGGUGGAGCGAGGGUUGGGGAGGCCAAGGAAGCGGAAGCUGCGGUGAGGCACGCCCUCGACGCCCAUCCCAACCAUCCCCCGAUUGAUAUUUAUAUGAUCCCACGUAUAGCAAAAGAUGCUCAUGAUGACGAUUUGUGUGAGGACGAGGAGAACUGAUUUCUGAUCCAGAGCGACUCACAUUAUAUCUGAUGUGCUCCCAGGUAGCAGGGUUUUGGGGUUACUGCUGGUGGAAUCGGAGAUGCAAGUUUCACAGACGUUUUGGGUGGGCGCUGACCAUGAAAAGAAUUGAAGGAGGAAAAGGUUUCGAGCUUCAAUGGAAAUUGUGUGAUCGAUGAGCUUCUUUUAAAUGGCAGUCGCUUGCAGAAAGAGAUAUUGGUUUGUUUUGUAAUGAAUAAGGGUGUUGGAGUGAAUUGAUUCCUUACAAGGAUAGCUCGCUUUACUUCAGUUUUGCUGCUCUGUUUCGCAUGUUGUUACAUGGGAGGGCUAGCCCAUGGCAUGCUGGUAUUUUCUGUUUUUAAGCUGAACCAGACAAACCUGAGGUUGUAUUAUCAGUUU
Triticum aestivum (bread wheat) is the source of this 3967-nucleotide messenger RNA. RefSeq names its product disease resistance protein PIK6-NP. Gene Ontology annotation, molecular function: ADP binding. Bases 692 to 3568 code for a protein of 958 amino acids. The transcript is spliced from 9 exons. The record is from RefSeq and is a predicted model, not a curated record. Gene Ontology annotation, biological process: defense response to other organism. NCBI's taxonomy places the organism in Eukaryota, Viridiplantae, Streptophyta, Magnoliopsida, Poales, Poaceae.